UCACAUGUUGUUAUUCUCCAGGAUCAGAUCAGUCUCCCUGGUCUGGUCGGACGCAGGAGAAGUGUCUGCAAUGGAUUAGAUCAUCCAUUUCAUCCAAGCGCCAUCUCUUUGGAGUGAUUUGGCUGUGCGUAAAAUCAAAGAAACGCGCCUCUUGGGUAUUUGGAAGUUGAGGUAAGGGGAGAAUAAAAAAGAAGAAAUGGCAAGUCCUCCUCAUCCUCCUCAUCCUCCUCCUCACCUGUCUCCAAAUGGGACGAUAGGGGUGAAGAAGUGUGGGUACCUGAGGAAGCAGAAACAUGGGCACCGGCGGUUCUUCGUCCUCCGAGAGCCGACAGAGAGCUGCCCUGCGCGGCUGGAGUACUAUGAGAGUGAGAAGAAAUGGAGGAACAAGUCUGUCGCCAAACGUGUCAUAACUUUGGACUCAUGUCUGUGCGUAAACAAGCGAGCCGACGCAAAGCACAAGCACCUCAUCGCCCUCUACACCAAGGACGAGUACUUCGCAGUGGCUGCGGACAGCGAGCAGGAGCAGGAGGACUGGUACACGGUGCUGACAGAUCUCAUAGCCGAGGGGAAAGUGUACGACAGCCCAGCUUCCACCUCCUCUUUAGUGGGCUUUGAGGAAGCCAGCUAUGGACUCAUUACCCCUGCAACAGCUGCUUAUAAGGAGGUGUGGCAGGUCAACUUGAAAUCCAAAGGCCUGGGUCAGAUCAAGAACCUCACUGGAGUGUACAGGCUGUGUUUGUCCAGCAGGACCAUCAGCUUUGUCAAACUGAACUCUGAAACAGCCGCUGUCAGUUUACAGCUCAUGAACAUCAGGCGGUGCGGCCACUCUGACAGCUUCUUCUUCAUAGAGGUGGGCCGCUCGGCAGUGACCGGGCCCGGGGAGUUCUGGAUGCAGGCGGAGGACUUGGUGGUGGCACAAAACAUCCACGAGACCAUCCUCGAGGCCAUGAAGGCCAUGAAGGAGCUGUCUGAGUUCAGGCCGCGUAGCAAGAGCCAGUCCUCCAGCACCAACCCCAUCUCUGUGCCCACGCGGCGCAACCUCAAUAACCUCCCCCCCAGCCAGACGGGCCUGGUGAGGAGAUCCAGAACAGAUAGCAUGGCAGCUACGUCGCCGGGGAGAAAGUUCACGUCCUGUCGGAUUAGAACAGCCAGCGAGGGGGACGGGAGCGUGACCCGGCCCGUGUCCAUGUCAAUAUCUGUCAACGGGAGUCCCACCAGUCCAAACUCUGGGAAUCACCUCAUCAGGUCCCACACCCUCAGCAGUGGGCGCACCUGCAGGAUGCUAGAUUCCUCCUCCAGCCUGCAUCAUAGCCGGUCCAUGCCGGUGUCAAACUCCCCGCCGGGCACCUCCAGCCCCAUCAGCAUGUCUCCCAGAGGGGGGGCCAGAAUCUGCACUCCUGACAAAGCCAGGCGGCCUUUCAGCUGCAACGCCUCAAUCUCCGGCUCCCUCAGUGACACUGGCUUCAUGCUGUGUGACGAUUACAGCUCCAGCCCUUGUGAACUCCGAUUCAUCCCCCUGACCCGCAGCGACACCCCCGACUCUCUGUCCAGCACGCCCCCUUCCCGUGACAUCAGCGACCCUUGUGGCUACAUGAUAAUGGAGGGGGCGAAUGGCAGCAGCUCAGGGGCUGGCGGCGACAGCUUGGCGCAAGACAAGGCUUACAGGAAGCGGACGCACUCCCUCACCACUCCACGUCAACAGAGGGUGGUGGCACCGCUGUCCUCCGCCUCCCUGGAUGACUACACGCUCAUGAGGAUGGCCCACGGACAGAACUCUCACUCCGCCUCGCCCAAAGUGUGUUACCCAGAGGAUUAUGGAGACAUUGAAAUCGGUUCGUCCAGGAGCUCCAGCAGUAACCUUGCUGAUGAUGGCUACAUGCCAAUGACGCCAGGUGUGGCAGCCCAGUCGGGCAAGGUAGACAACUACAUGCCCAUGAGCCCCAUGUGUGUUUCAGCACCGAAGCAGAUUGUGAACCCUAGGGUGCAUCCUCAGGCGGCUGCCAGCGGUGGCUACAAGACCAACUCCCCCUGCAGCAGCUCUCUGGAGGACAACGGCUACAUGAGAAUGUGGUGUGGCUCCAAGUCCUCCAUGGAGAGCCCAGACAGGCACGGUGAAUACAUGAACAUGUCGCCUGGAAACCCCCAUCCACUCCAGACACCCCCUGACUACUACUUGGGCCUGCUAGCGGGUGAUUCGGCGUCAGUGAGGUCAGCGUACCAGGCCGGCUCCCUCACGCUCCCUGCUAAACUUCAGUCCUCCAAGAAUGAGGAGAGCAGCCAGUACGUGUUGAUGAGCCCUCAGAGUUUGAGGCAGAGGGCGGGGGAGUCGGACUAUUAUUCAGUGAUGCAGCCCAGUUCAGCACAGACCUCACCGCUGAGCCCCUCGGUACCCUCCCCAGUCAGACACGGUCGGGUGGAGAACCUGCCCUACAGGGGGAGGCUCGGCAGGCCUAACCGGCUAUCCCUGGACACCCUGAGGACCCUGCCCAGCAUGAACGAGCACCCCCUCCCCGGAGAGCCCCGGAGCCCUGGAGAAUACAUUAACAUUGACUUCAGCGGCGCCAGAUUCUCCCCGCCCUCUGUUGUCUCCACAGAGAGCCAGUCCUCAUCGCCGGGCUCCAGCGGUGGGGGCCCGGGGAGGUCCUCUCUGUCAGACUACAUGAACCUGGAACUGGGCUCACACUCACGCAAAGAGGCUCACACUCCCGCUGAACGCUUGGAUACACUCCCAGAGUUAUCCAUGUGCUCAGAGGAAGAUGGAGUGUACCAUCAGGAUGGUGAGAAAGGGUGUCAGGGCCUCGGUGAUGAGGUGAAAAAUGACUACACUGAGAUGACAUUUGGGAUGACCAGCUCGCCCCCACAGCUUGUUCCUCAGAACACAGCAAGCUGCCAGAGCAGCAGGGAAAGCAGGCUCUCCCUGGAAGACCAGGGGGUCCCAGAAAGCAUUGGGGUCUUCCUGCUUGGGGCCACCUCCUCCCCCACAGUGGACCCCGACUGUUCCGCCAAGGUGAUCCGGGCCAACCCGCAAGGACGUCGUCGCCACAGCUCCGAGACCUUCUCCUCCACCGCCACCGUGACGCCGGUCUUCCCCUCCUUCGCUCGCGGCGACGCGAUGAAGAGGCACAGCUCUGUGGAGAACAUCUCGUCCCGGAGCAGCGAGGGCUCGGACGAGGAGUACGGCAGCCCUGUGAACCGCCAGAGCUCGGCCGCCUACCCGAACGGGCUGAACUACAUUGCCUUGAACCUGCUGGACAACAGGGACGUGGAGAAAUGCGAAGACCUGGCCGGCUUCAAACCCACAAGCAGCUGCAAAGGGGGCAUCAAUGGAUUACACAGCUCACCAUAUGUCUGUUUAGGAUUCAAGGAGGCUGCAACCACUGCCAAAGACUGAAGGACUCCUCUCUCCUCUGAAUUGGCGUCUUCACCAACCUGCUGCUCAAAAAUAGAAAAAAGACUCCUCUUUGCCCUUCCACCGGGCUUUGUGGCCCUAAAAGACUGUCUGGACCUUCAGCAACACUCACACACACGUAGGAAACAAUGCAGGUCACCGUUUAUGCAUGUCAUGAGUUUCGCUGAAGGCAGGACAGGUGUGUUCGUGUAUAUGUGUGUGUUUGUGUGUGUGUGUGGAGGGGGGGUGUUUGUGUCGUGUAUCGGAGCAUCUCAUGUUCCCUGCGCUUACAAAGGCCAUCUCAUCUGUGACCCACAUUUUGGCGCAAGCACAGAAGCAAAGAUAGUCAGAUAGUAACAAAACUCUAAUGGUACCCAGAUACUAUUUAUCUACUUGAGGGCAGUUUUACGACUGCCCUGUGUGAGUGCGAGUGUGUACAACCAACCGGUAUGACAGUGAACAAAGUAACUUACCAUACAUAUGGCCCAGGGAGCGAGGAUACCAAGGUACACUGAGUAUAUAACUAUAUUUAGAUGAAUAUGUUAUUUAUUUUUGGAAGAUGAAUGUCUGAUAAGACCUACUCGAUGCCUUAAUGUCUAUACUGUCCUUAUGUUUUCUAUGAAAUAAGAGAUAAAUAUUCUAUUACGGUAUGUCUGUGUGGACCUACAUCUCUAUAUUGUUAUUCUGUUGUGUAACUUAAAAAAGCUUACCAGUUAAGAUAUUAUUUCAGAAAUAUACAGUACAGUGGGGCUGCUUGAGAUCUGAUUUAUCGUAUUGAUAUUAAAGUAUUUUCUUAAUUACUAAUUUCUUAUUUAUUCUAACGUAGUUUAUUUUCUGUCCAAUCAAAGCGCUGGACUUAGAGAAUUAUAUUUCUAAAUGUCGUUGAGAGUUAUGCAUGUCUUUAUAACUCGGCUCAGACCCCCAACACCAGGCAUCUGAAUGCACUGUACCUCCCACAGUUCCUCAGUUCACUUGAGCCCGUAGACCUCACACACUCCUACCUUCAAACCUGUACGGCCUGCCGCUGAGGCCGCUCUGCUGUGAUGUCAUUGGACGGUACAACUGUAUAGUUGAGGUGACGACAGAGGGGGGGGAGCCGAUGAAAAAUGACACAUUUGGGGCACAGUGGAGACGGUUUAUGGUCAACCAUUGAGGGCUGAAGUGAGGGGCGUAGGGCCCGACAGUGACGACGGUGCUGGACAAUCCAUGAAAAAGUAGAAUCCACAUCUGGCACCAUCAUGGAGGGUCACUGGAAAUCCAGCUGUGUGGAAAAUAAAGCUGUAUUGCAGAUAGCAUAACAAGUUUGAUCUGGCCAAAGGGAAUUAUGUAAUGUUACAAGUUAAAGCAAAACUAUGUAACUAGCCUAUAUCACUAAGUGACACCUAUGUAAUCACAAUGACAGGAUAAUGCUAAAACAAAUUAUAAUGCUUCGCUGAUAAAUUCAAAUUUUGAAUAGUUAGAAAAAGAACGUCUUAUUUCUUUCGAAAGUAACAUAGUCUCGGAAACUGAAACUGAAGCUUUGACCCUCCAAAAUGGCCACCAGACGGUUAGUUAACAUCAUCUGAAAGCCCUCUGUAAUGGACUGUUUGGUCCUUGAGUCGUCCACUGUGCCAACUCCAGCAGGCUCACAACCUCCUUUAGUGUACAGUAGAUUGUAAAACUUUAAACCAUGUCUGAAUGUAUCGCUGGGCUGGUCGGAACACCACACAAACAUAACAUGGGUAACGGUUUUUGUCAGAGCUGAAUAAUAUUGGAGCUGUACCAUGCUAAGUUGUGGUAUCUAUUUAUCUACAGAGUCUUGAAUGUGUAUAUUUUGUACAUAGAAAGAGUUUAACUAAAAAUAAUCUAUUGAAAAUACAUAGUUCUUAGAUUUUACCUAUGUUGCAAUGAUAUUCCCGUGUAAAGACUUUGGCUACGGAUUUUUCAAAAGGGGAUGGGGUUUUUGCUUUGGGGUUGUACAGUGUAUUGUAUGCUUUUAUCCCUCACAGUCUGACUAUAUGAAAAAAAUAAUAAUCUGUCUAUUUUAUUAUAGAGAUCUCUUUGCCUUGUUGACACACUUUACCUAACGGCAUAUGCAAUAGUGACAUGAAUACAAUCUAGUUUACAACCGUGGAACCAAAUGUAACAUUGCAUUGAUGAUUUAUUUUCUUCUUCUUGUGGCGAGCAGAAGAUGUUUUUCUCCGUGUACAUUUCUCUUUCUGCCAAGUGUUUUGUUUUUCUGUCGCUGGGAACUUUGUUCUCGACAUGUCUCAAAGCGCUUUCCCCAUUUCUCUGUCCAUGGACAGACGGAUUGAUCUUGGAUUGACUCAGUCUGAAUGCUUCGUUGUCUUCCAUUGUACAUAAUUCAAUAUACUGUUUAUUGUGAUGCUCACAAGAGAUGAUUAUAAUGAUUUAUAAAUUCUGGUAGUCAAGUAUUGCUUUUGUCUGUAUUGAUUAUGGAUAGCAACCUACAGAAAUAAAUGAAUUUAUUUAAAGAAUUACAA
This is a messenger RNA of Anoplopoma fimbria (sablefish), 5871 nucleotides long. RefSeq names its product insulin receptor substrate 2-like. Gene Ontology annotation, cellular component: cytosol; plasma membrane. The transcript is spliced from 3 exons. The record is from RefSeq and is a predicted model, not a curated record. Gene Ontology annotation, biological process: insulin receptor signaling pathway. Bases 197 to 3391 code for a protein of 1064 amino acids. NCBI's taxonomy places the organism in Eukaryota, Metazoa, Chordata, Actinopteri, Perciformes, Anoplopomatidae. Gene Ontology annotation, molecular function: insulin receptor binding; phosphatidylinositol 3-kinase binding.